AUGGAUUUAGAUAGUGAUACAGAAACAUCAUUAACAAACCAACAUAUAUUUGAGUUAUAUGAGUUUGAUGAAGAUAACUUAGAAGAGGAGUUUGAAGCAACCAAUAAUAUUGAUGAGUCCUGUGAAGAUAACUUACAAGAGGAGGUUGAAACAAACAAUGACACAUUGUAUAUUGCAGAAAAUGUUGAAGCAGAACCUAGAGAAAAAAAGAGAUUAAGAAUCUUAAGCAAUGAAGAACGCAUGUAUAUUUAUCAUGAGCUACUACAAAAAAGCGUUGAUGGAAAAUUACGUAAAGGAGCUACAAAUGAGGUGGCUUCAUCAAAUUCGGUUCCUCUAAGAACUGUUCAACGUAUUUGGAAAAGAGCAAAAGAAAGUGAAACACGUGAUGUCUCUCAUAGGAAGACAAAAAAUUGUGGACGUAAGAGAAUUUCGAUUGAUGAGAAUCAAAUUCGUGAACUUCCUUUCAGUCAAAGAACAAACAUUCGAUCUUUAGCUUUUGUGUUGAAAACCAAUCCAACAUCGGUGUUCAGGCUUAUAAAAUCAGGGGCUAUACGGCGUAAUUCAAAUGCCAUAAAACCACUUUUGAAAGAAGAAAACAAAAUAUCUAGGCUGGAAUUUUGUUUAUCAAUGCUUGAAGGUACACCACAUGAUCCAAUGUUUAAGAGCAUGCACAAUAUUAUUCAUAUUGAUGAAAAAUGGUUUUAUAUGACUAAAAAAUCCGAGAAGUAUUAUUUGCUCCCAGAUGAAGAUGAGCCAUAUCGGACAUGUAAGAGCAAAAAUUUCAUUGCCAAAGUUAUGUUCUUAGUUGCUCAAACUCGACCACGAUUUGACUCAGAAGAAAAUGAAACUUUUUCGGGUAAAAUUGGUGUUUUUCCGUUUGUUACCCAUGAACCGGCUAUAAGGUCAAGUAUUAACAGAGUUGCGGGAACAAUGGUAACAAAAGCAAUAACUACGGUAAAUAGAGAUGUGGUAAGAUCAUUCCUUAUUGACAAAGUUCUACCCGCUAUAAGAGAAAAAUGGCCAAGAGAUGAAUUUGAGUCAACAAUAUUUAUCCAGCAGGAUAACGCAAGGACGCAUAUAAACCAUGAUGAUCCUUUAUUCCGUGAAGCUGCCACCAAGGAUGGGUUUGAUAUUCGUUUAAUGUGUCAGCCUGCAAACUCUCCAGAUUUGAAUAUCUUAGACCUUGGUUUUUUCUCGGCUAUACAAUCAUUGCAAUACAAGGAAGCACCGAAAACUAUUGAUGAACUUAUCAGUGCAGUGGUGAAGUCAUUUGAAAAUUUUCCUUCAAUUAAGUCCAAUCGUAUAUUUGUAUCAUUGCAACUAUGCAUGAUAGAGAUCAUGAAAGAGAAAGGUUCCAAUAAAUAUAAAAUUCCUCAUGUAAAUAAGGAAAGGCUUGAAAGAGUAGGACAACUACCAAUUCAAAUUAAGUGUGAUCCAAUAUUAGUACAAGAAGUCAAAAAUUACUUAAACAUAGAGUAA
This is a messenger RNA of Lathyrus oleraceus (garden pea), 1479 nucleotides long. RefSeq lists its product as uncharacterized. Bases 1 to 1479 code for a protein of 492 amino acids. NCBI's taxonomy places the organism in Eukaryota, Viridiplantae, Streptophyta, Magnoliopsida, Fabales, Fabaceae. The transcript has 2 exons. The record is from RefSeq and is a predicted model, not a curated record. Gene Ontology annotation, molecular function: nucleic acid binding.